ACGCCGGAACGGGAAUGAUUGCGACAGAAAUGCUUUGGCAACGAUUGAUAGGAUCUUUGCGAGGACGGCGAUGGUGCAGCAUUGGGUUGCUGUCGAGGUUUUGGGGGCGGUGGGGGUGGAGAGGAGGAGGGAGGUGAUUUGUAAGUUUAUCGGGGUUGCGAAGAUUUUGAAGGCGUUGAAUAACUUUCAGAGUUUGAUUUGUGUGGUGAACGGGCUUACGCAUCCCACGGUGAAGAAGCUCGGGGAGACCUGGAGGCUUAUUCCACCGGCGUAUACUACUCUUCUUGAUGAGUACUCGUGUCUUGCUGCGGAGGCUCACUCUUUGCCGGCGAGCUCUGCUUACCGCAGGAGUCUGGCGAAGGCGAAAUCGCCAACGAUUCCGUAUUUUCCCUUCUUCUCCCGUGAUGUCUCUAUUUUUCAAGACAGCGAAAUGAGUUUCCUUUGCCCACGCAAUGACAAAUCUCUUCCCCGCCACCACUCCAUCGGUUCCUCCCAAGCCCUCUCCUCCUUCGCCACCUCCAGUAUCCUCGAGAGUCAGGAGAUGGAUCCCGUUAUGGUCAAUCUACAGAAGUUCCGCAAGACGUAUGAUGUUAUAAGUCGUGCACAGGGUUACAGCAGUCGUCCAUACGCUUUUCAAUCGAACCUCGGAAUGAACAGUUACUCGUUGAGGUUGUAUGUACCGGGUCGUAAUACGAUGAGCAAAUGGAGUUCGUCAUCGGAGAAGUUGGGACCGGUGCCGAGUACUGGACCGUUGGAUCAUGUUGGAGAGGUUGUGGAGAGGACGAUUAUCAGGGCUUGGACGUUGAGUCAUUCGGAUGCGGAGAGUUCGAGUGUUGAGGAGGGACGUGGGAAGUUGUUGAAGGAGUUGCUGGGGAAGUGUAUGGAGACGUUGUGAGCUUAUAUAUGGCGUUGAAGGGUUCGGAAUAUUGUGAGGGACAUAUCAAGUUACAGGGUUACCUUCUUUCAAGUUUUCGUUUGUGGGGAUUUAGGACGGGUGCGUGCUUUGUCUCUCAUUUUCAUUGAAUACCAACUAUACCAACUGUUCGAGAC
Molecule: messenger RNA, 1050 nt
Organism: Saitoella complicata NRRL Y-17804
Lineage: Eukaryota; Fungi; Ascomycota; Saitoellomycetes; Saitoellales; Saitoellaceae
Product: ras GEF
Exons: 4
Coding region: 71-895 (274 amino acids)
Biological process (GO): Ras protein signal transduction; positive regulation of GTPase activity
Cellular component (GO): plasma membrane
Molecular function (GO): guanyl-nucleotide exchange factor activity
Source: RefSeq, a predicted model, not a curated record